Pseudoliparis swirei is the source of this 2298-nucleotide messenger RNA. It is a transcript of the gene znf143b, whose product is annotated as zinc finger protein 143b. Lineage: Eukaryota; Metazoa; Chordata; Actinopteri; Perciformes; Liparidae. Gene Ontology annotation, biological process: central nervous system development; regulation of transcription by RNA polymerase II. The record is from RefSeq and is a predicted model, not a curated record. Gene Ontology annotation, cellular component: nucleus. The transcript is spliced from 15 exons. Bases 132 to 2009 code for a protein of 625 amino acids. Gene Ontology annotation, molecular function: RNA polymerase II cis-regulatory region sequence-specific DNA binding; DNA-binding transcription factor activity, RNA polymerase II-specific.
CGGGUGGGCGGGCGCCAUCGCGCGGCGCGUUCUGCCGUCAUACAUGUUCCCGGCGCGGGUAGCGUUUCCUGCACUGGUGCAUGGUGGUCGAACAGGAGGAAUUGUUGGAAAUUUUUCGGAGCAGCUGAAGCAUGCUCUUGGCCCAGAUCAACCGGGACUCCCAGGGGAUGGCAGAGUUCCACGAUGCGGACGGGCAGCCGGUGACGCUCUGCCUGACGGAGGCCGUGACGGUGGGAGACGGCGAUCCAAUGGAGAGCAUGGACACCGUGAGCCUGCAGGCCGUCACGCUGGUGGACGGCUCCACGGCGUACAUCCAGCACGACUCCAAGUCCUUUUCGGACGGGCAGAUCAUGGACGGCCAGGUGAUCCAGCUGGAGGACGGCUCCGCCGCCUACGUGCAGCACGUGUCGAUGACCAAAGGAGGGGACAGCUUACAGCUGGAAGACGGACAAGCAGUUCAGCUGGAAGACGGAACGACAGCCUACAUCCACACGGCCAAAGAUGAAUAUGAGCAGAGCGGCCUGCAGGAGGUGCAGCUGGAGGACGGCAGCACCGCCUACAUCCAGCACACGGUGCACAUGCCGCAGUCCAACACCAUCCUGGCCAUCCAGGCCGACAGCACCAUCGCAGACCUGCAGGGCGAGGCCACGGUCAUCGACCCCGAGACCAUCAGCGUGCUGGAGCACUACACCACCAAGGUCGAGAACAUCGAGAACCCGCUGGGCUCCUUCGGCAGAGUGGAAGUGGACAACGGCAUCCACAUGCGGAUUGUGCUGCAGGGUCAAGACAACCGGUCGUCAAGGGCCUCACACGUCGGGGAGAAGUCGUUCCGCUGUGAAUACGACGGCUGUGGAAAGCUCUACACCACCGCCCACCACCUCAAGGUACACGAGCGCUCGCACACUGGAGACAAGCCGUACAUCUGUGACUAUCCAGGCUGUGGAAAGAAGUUUGCAACAGGGUACGGACUGAAGAGUCACUCACGCACACACACGGGGGAGAAGCCAUAUCGAUGUCAAGAGCUGAACUGCUGCAAGUCCUUUAAAACAUCUGGAGACCUUCAAAAGCACACGAGGACCCACACAGGAGAGAAGCCUUUUAAAUGUCCGGUGGAGGGCUGCGGCCGGUCGUUCACCACCUCCAACAUCCGCAAAGUCCACAUCCGAACGCACACCGGGGAGCGGCCGUACUACUGCUCCGAGCCCAGCUGCGGGCGCUCGUUCGCCAGCGCCACCAACUACAAGAACCACAUGAGGAUACACACCGGAGAGAAACCGUAUGUCUGCACCGUGCACGGCUGUGAGAAGCGCUUCACGGAGUACUCCAGCCUCUACAAGCACCACGUGGUCCACACGCCCUGCAAACCGUACAACUGCAACCACUGCGGGAAAACCUACAAGCAGAUCUCCACGCUCGCCAUGCACAAGCGCACCGCGCACAACGACACGGAGCCCAUCGAGGAGGAGCAGGAGGCCUACUUCGAACCCCCGACAGACGCCAUAGACGACCCCAACGUCACCUACACGACGGCGGUGGUCGACGCGGACGACUCCGGCUCGGAGCAGCUUCCCGUGGACGGCUCGGAAAUGAUUUGUCAUCAGCACGUUGCCUUGGUAACGCAGGAGGACGGGACGCAACAGCAGGUGAGCAUCUCCGACGCGGACCUGCAGGCCAUGGGUGGCACGAUCACCAUGGUAACCCAAGAAGGCACGACCAUCACCAUCCCGGCACACGAGCUGACGUCGCAAGGCUCCCACACGGUUACCAUGGUGACGACGGACGGCUCGGACGAACAGGUGGCCAUCAUGACGCCGGACAUGGCCGCGUUCCAAACCGUGGAGGAGGGCGGCUACGGCCACGAGCAGGUGGACAUCCACGCCGUCACCUUACUGGCCACCUCCAACGGCACGCACAUCGCGGUGCAGCUCAGCGAUCAGCCUUCUCUGGAGGAAGCCAUCAGAAUAGCAUCAAGAAUACAGCAAGGAGAGUCGCCGGGCCUGGAUGAUUGAUGGACUCUUUAUGGACCAUGAUUUAGGAUUUUUCUUUUUUUUUAAACGACAAAUAACAUCUCAAUUGGACGAUACAUCAACGAGAGAAAUCACAAGUCUUCCUCCGUGUUUUUUUUCCACAAAAGAACUUAGCUUUUAUGUGUACAUAGGAUUUUGAUAACUGGAGUUCUGCUAUUUUGUUCCCUGAACCAGAAAAGAUGAGAGGAGGGGGGGCACUUUCUUAUGUUUAUGGUGCACAGGGCAGUGUACAGCUAAUGCUAUUUCUAAUAAAUACAUUAAAAAAGUGUGA